Messenger RNA from Alligator sinensis (Chinese alligator), 2037 nucleotides. It is a transcript of the gene NR2E1, whose product is annotated as nuclear receptor subfamily 2 group E member 1. Gene Ontology annotation, molecular function: nuclear receptor activity; zinc ion binding; RNA polymerase II cis-regulatory region sequence-specific DNA binding. The transcript has 11 exons. The coding region runs from base 1 to 1761 and encodes 586 amino acids. Lineage: Eukaryota; Metazoa; Chordata; Crocodylia; Alligatoridae. The record is from RefSeq and is a predicted model, not a curated record. Gene Ontology annotation, biological process: anatomical structure development; cell differentiation; negative regulation of transcription by RNA polymerase II.
AUGUCCUGCAUGAAUGUAAUUCAUAUGUAUGAUCCCCCUUAUGCAACCUUGUACUCAUAUGGUGCCUUUCAGCCAAGAAUCAAAAGCAUUGCACAAAAUGACAAGAAUGGUCUUAUACCAUAUGGAGAAUUUUAUCGUUGUUACACAAGAGCACGAGCACAAAUCCCCAACACUUACAUCCUCACUCUACUAGAACCGAGAUUGUUUGCUGGAGUUUACUCCCUGGGACCCUUAGCCAAAAGUUCCCAAGUAGAUUGGCCAAAGGGGAACAAAACCAACCUGAGGAAACAUAUCUCCAAGAUUGUUUCAUAUGCCAUCAUCAAUAUACAGGUGAUUUAUCUUCUAGUCUUUGGAUGCCUGGAAAUGAAAAAUCCGUUCAAGGAUGGCAUGUGGGGGAAUUGCAGUGGUGCAAGAGUUCCACAAGCUUCAGUAGUUGGCCAGGAGCUGACCAGCACAUUACGGUGGUCGACACCUGCUCCAUCAGGAUACCCAGGAGAGAUGCUGGUGCAGGAUUCACCAAUGGAACUCCCAGGAAAUCCCAGUAUUAAGCUAAAGCUUCUCUCUUCUGGCAGGGUACACAUAGACAAAGCCCUGCUCAGCACCACUCCCUGUGCCCACCCGCCCACAGGUCGCAUCCUCGACAUCCCCUGCAAGGUGUGCGGGGACCGCAGCUCUGGGAAGCACUACGGCGUCUAUGCCUGCGAUGGCUGCUCAGGCUUCUUCAAGCGGAGCAUCCGCAGGAACAGGACCUACGUCUGCAAGUCGGGAAACCAGGGGGGCUGCCCAGUGGACAAGACGCACCGGAACCAGUGCCGGGCCUGCCGGCUGAAGAAGUGCCUGGAAGUCAACAUGAACAAAGAUGCUGUUCAGCAUGAAAGGGGCCCACGGACAUCCACAAUAAGGAAGCAAGUAGCUCUGUAUUUCAGAGGACACAAGGAAGAGAAUGGAGCUACCCCACACUUUCCCUCUGCUGCUUUACCUGCCCCUGCCUUCUUCACUGCUGUCACCCAGCUGGAACCCCACAAUCUAGAGCUGGCUGCUGUGUCCACUACUCCAGAAAGGCAGACCUUAGUGGGACUUGCACAGCCAACUCCAAAGUAUCCACAUGAAGUCAAUGGUACACCUAUGUAUCUCUAUGAAGUGGCUACUGAAUCUGUUUGUGAAUCCGCAGCCAGACUUCUCUUUAUGAGCAUCAAAUGGGCCAAAAGUGUUCCAGCCUUUUCCACUUUGUCAUUACAAGAUCAGCUGAUGCUUUUGGAAGAUGCUUGGAGAGAACUGUUUGUUCUAGGAAUAGCACAAUGGGCCAUUCCAGUUGAUGCUAACACUCUACUGGCUGUAUCUGGCAUGAAUGGUGACAAUACAGAUUCUCAGAAGCUGAAUAAAAUUAUUUCAGAAAUACAGGCUUUACAGGAGGUUGUGGCUAGAUUUAGACAACUUCGGCUAGAUGCUACCGAAUUUGCCUGUCUCAAAUGCAUUGUCACUUUUAAAGCUGUACCUACACACAGUGGUUCUGAACUCAGAAGUUUUCGAAAUGCUGCCGCCAUUGCAGCCCUUCAAGAUGAAGCUCAGCUCACUCUGAACAGUUACAUCCAUACCAGGUAUCCCACACAACCCUGCCGUUUUGGAAAACUUUUAUUGCUGUUGCCAGCUUUACGUUCAAUAAGCCCAUCUACAAUAGAAGAAGUGUUUUUCAAAAAGACCAUAGGGAAUGUGCCAAUUACAAGACUGCUUUCAGAUAUGUACAAAUCCAGUGACAUAUAAAUUACCUUAAGAAUAAACAAUCAGGAUGGACAGUUUGAGAAGAACUUUUAUUCAUGGAGAAUAAGCCUCAACUAACACACUCUACAGGAACCAUAAGCCUGGGAAUGGUUAGCCUUUAAACUCAUUGACAAAGGAAAAGUAUCCCAGUAGAUAUGAUUCUUCUGCCUUGAACAGAGUGCUUUAGAUCAUGGAGAGAAUGCUUUUCCACACAGAUGGACUGCAAUGGAUGGAAUUUGGCUGCUUCUCCUGUUACUACAGGGUGGUAGCAAUUCAUUU